This is a messenger RNA of Pangasianodon hypophthalmus (striped catfish), 1810 nucleotides long. RefSeq lists its product as uncharacterized. The record is from RefSeq and is a predicted model, not a curated record. NCBI's taxonomy places the organism in Eukaryota, Metazoa, Chordata, Actinopteri, Siluriformes, Pangasiidae. Gene Ontology annotation, biological process: response to bacterium. The transcript is spliced from 4 exons. Bases 146 to 1009 code for a protein of 287 amino acids.
CUUGCUUCCUGUAUGAUUUCUUGUGUGUAAGGGUGGUCUCGCUGUAUUACUAUAUGAUGGAUUUGGCUUUUUUUUUUCACUUUGCCCUUCUCCCUUUUUCUUUUCAAAGGGCAUUUGUACUAUGUACAGGUCAAGCUUGUAGAAAAUGAUUUUAUAUUUUCUCCUCCUGCUCUGCUCCUCUAUCGGGGAUUUUACCCCAGAUCUUUCUUACAAUGAAGAUGAUGCAUGGCAGGAGCCAUUAAGAACUGCUGAAGUUGGAGGCAGCAUUAAGCUAGAGUGUCUAUGUACAAAACAGAGAAUAACCACUAUAAUAUGGCUCAGACAGAAGCUUGGAGAGAAGCCCCGUGUAAUUGCUACAUCAUAUCAGCUUCAACCUGCAAAGUUUUAUAGUGAAUUUGAAAAGAGCUUCCGAUUUGGUGCAGAAAUCGGACCUUUGGGUUUUAAUCUGAGCAUCUCAAACAUAAAACUGUCAGACUCAGCCACUUACUACUGCGCUGUCACAUUUCUUUAUGAUAUUACAUUUGGACAAGGCACUGUUCUAAUCGUGAAAGAUCAGCCAUUAAAAAGCAGCAUACUUAUCCAGCAAGAAAAGGUUCAGACGGUUGAGUCAGGAGACUCCAUGACUCGGUGUACAGUCGUCACUGAUCACUGUGCAGGAGAACACAGUGUGUACUGGUUCAGAGAUGGCUCAGGAGAAUCUCAAUCAGGAAUCAUUUACACUCAAGGACAAAGCAGUGGUCAGUGUAAGAAGAGCGUCAUUGCUGGCUCACCUACCCAGACACAGACGUGUGUUUACAGUCUCCCCAAGAACCUCAGCCUCUCUGAUGCUGGAAGGUACUACUGUGCUGUGGCUGCAUGUGGAGAGAUCCUGUUUGGGAAUGGAACUGAGCUGAAUAGCAAAGAUACUCAAUCUCAGAUUCAUGUUUUAGUCCUUCUCUCCAUCAUAAGAUCAGCUGUGCUUCUCGUCAUUUUUAUUAUUUGUCUGCUCUAUAACUGUACGCGUCCUUAACCAAAGUUGUGAAUAUUUUUCUUUGUAAAGGACUUUUGCUAACAGACUGCAUUUGUAAAGCUUCAUGACUAUGCUUAUGAUUAUUUACAAUUAAUUGUAAGAUUACGUUGUCUUCUAAGUUUUUUUUUUUUCCUUUUCUUUAAAAAAAACUCAUAAAGUUCAAAAAGUACUAACAUUAUUUCCAUGAUAUACAACAGUUAGUUUUGGUCCACUAAUUUGAUGGGACAAGUGACUUUCCAAGAGUGCUGAUAUUUGUUAUAGCCGCACUGGUACAUUUCAGUGUUUGUAUCUCCCUGCUCGUGUGUGUUGCCACAUAAAAUUCCAGUUGUAGUGAUAGUUUAUUACACUGAAACCGUUACUACACUUACUAUGAGCCGUCAGUCAGUCUGUCUCUCUCCAUCUGAGGAUUAAUUGGGAACUAGUUUUGUUGACGGAGCAAAAAUGAAUAAAAUAUUUGGCCUAAUAGUAUCUGAAAUGUCAGUUCCUGGUUAUUAAUUUUUUGUUGUUUAUAGAACUGUUGUAUAAAAUCAAUAUCGCAUUCACAAUCAUGCUUCUGUACUGAAGAUCAGCACGGCCAUGAUCACCUACGGCCGAAUCACUGCGGCUCUGAUAUUCAGUACAAGAGCACACUUGCUCCUACGAUAUUGCUUGUUACAUAAUUUCUCAUAAUGAUCUUGUUACAUAAUUUCCUCUAUUUUUUAUUGCACUGUAUAUUACUGCACACUCUUAAUGACCUGUGUAUAAUUAUAAAAUGUGUUUAAUAUUUCGUAAGGAAAAAAUAAAAACAUGCUGUAAGUAAAA